Messenger RNA from Rhagoletis pomonella (apple maggot), 1093 nucleotides. RefSeq lists its product as uncharacterized. Bases 368 to 733 code for a protein of 121 amino acids. The record is from RefSeq and is a predicted model, not a curated record. NCBI's taxonomy places the organism in Eukaryota, Metazoa, Arthropoda, Insecta, Diptera, Tephritidae. The transcript is spliced from 2 exons.
CUAAGCUAAGAAUAAACUAAAAAAAAUAUUUAUUAAAAAAAUAAACAAAAAUUAAAUGAAAAAAGAAAAAAAUCUCCACAGCCCCACGACUCGGACUCGAACUCGGCUCUCUCAAUUGGCAGUCUAGUGCUUUGCACACUCGGCCAUUGCGCCUGAUGGGGUAGCGUGAGCAAAAUUACAUACAUAAGGGUGUGUUCAGUAAUGCAGUAUAAUGCGCAUACUGCUUUUGCAGGACCAGCAGAACGUUCAGAAAUGCUAAUAUGGCAGCACUGCAAAUGUCGAGCGUUCUAAAACGCCAUUUUUCUAUCAAGCGUCGCUCAUCAUUUGCAUAAAAAAAAAUUACACUGCCGCUGAUUACGCUUGUACCAUGUCGGAAGAAAACGAAAAUCUUAGUACGGCUGAAGUUAAGUUGCUGCUUAGAGUUCGAUUAAAUAUGGAAGACGAAUUUGCAUCUGGAAGGAGAAAAAAGAGCGUUCUAUGGAAUAAGGUGGUGGAAGAAGUAAAAAAAAUCAACAGAGACAUUAACAUAGACAGACACAUUGCACAAAGAAAAUUUUUAAAUAUGCUGGUAUCGUAUAAACGUAUAAAAAGCGCAAUAAUUCCUCCGGUAGGGAAGCAACAUCUUGGCUAUAUUUUGAAGAUUUUGACGAGCUGUAUGGUACCAGGCACUCCAUCAAUCCUCCGCCACAAAAUCUGCAAGCGUCGUUGGAGCUACCAUCGUCGCCGCCAUUAGAAGAAGGUAAUGUUGAGCCACCCAAUUCUCCACCGACUUCAAGUCGUAGAGCACCACAUCCUCGGAGAAACCCAAACAGCGAAAUAUUAAAGUUUUUUGAAGAAGAAGCUAUUAAAGAGCAAACCCGACAUGACGAAGCAAUGGCUGUGGAGAGGGAGAAACUUUCACUGGAGAAAGAGCGAAUCCAAGCGUUGCUGGAAUUCAAAUCAAUAUUGAACCGAUGUCUGCAAAAGUAGAUUUUGAAUUUAUUUUUUAUUAGUCAUAAGAUGAAGCUGUGAAAUGUACCUUUUUAACCUUUCUAGAUUGAAAUCUUUUUUUAUUUUUAUUAUUGAAACCAUGUGAUGUUAAUUUAAUAUAUUU